AUGGCAUCCCGCCACCACCACGGCUGCUUACGGCGUCAGAACCACCACGAUAACGUCCCUCUAGUCGCCACGUCAUCACGCUGCUGCACCUACGCUGAUUCUACUCCCUGCUGCACCCAAUCCAACCACCCUUCGCCACCGCCGCCGGAUAAUCUUCUUCAUCUCGUCGCUUCUUACCUCCAAAAUCAGCAGCAAGAAGGGCAAUGUCCUGACCAAGCCUGCUCCUGCGAAACCCAAGGUGUGAGAUUCAACGGUAUUAGACGCCAGCAAGGUGUUUUGCACCCGCAGAAGAAUGUCCCACGAGAAUACGACCAUGUCAUCCUCUCUUGUCUUCUUCGGAAAAUCGAUGACCUCGAGUCGUCUCUCAACCAGUUUUCAGCUCGCCAUGAGCAACGUCGCGAUCGGCACUCUACACUGAGAGAUUCGGCGGCGCGUGUCAUUCAAACCCAUUUCCGCUCUUACCUGGUUCGGAGAUCCGUAUCCUUUAGGCAUCUUAAGGAACUCGCAACUAUCAAAUCCAGCUUCUUGUCUCUCAAGUCUUCGGUUUCAGGGAAACCCCAUUUCCCUUUCAAAGCUGUUUCUCGGAAAGCUACAGACUUGCUUCUGCAACUGGAUUUGAUUCAGGGUAGGAUUGAUCCAAUGAUAAGAAACAGCAAGAGAUCAAUGAGCAGAGAUUUGGUGAGGUUUUUGCAGUACAUUGAUGAUUGUGUUGUUAAAAGGUAUGAUUUCGUUGGUAAGUCUGCAGUAAGUGUGAGCUUUAUGGGUAGCCACAGCAAACUUAAGGGCUCUGAUGGCAAAAAGCCUUCUGGUGUAGGAGAAGACAGAACAAUCGAGAAAUUGAGAAACCGAAUGGAGAAAGUCUUUGUUACUUCCUCUGAAGAGGAUGAAGAUAGCAAUGCAGAGGUAGAAGAGUUGGACUCCAUGACUGAUGAUGGUGAAAAAGUCCCAAUGGAUUCUACUGAUAAGAGAAAGAUUGGUAGCUCUAAGUUUAGAGCUGGGGCCUUUGUGAAAGGCAAUGGAGUGAAGCCUCCGUUGAGAAAAUUCAUGGUAUAUGGAAAUACACAUGAUCUAUCUUCGAGUGCAGAGGAUGAUUCAGUUGAUAGUGGCGAGGAAACCUUCGUGAUGUCUAGGGAUAAUGAAAGGAAGCAUGGUUCGAAAACUAGGAACGUGGUUUUGGUUAAAGGAGGUGGAGGAAAAAAACGGGUGGUGAAAACUGUCAGCUUUGAUGAGAAUGGAAACGUAUAUAAGGUUUAUGGAGAUACGCCAGAGUCAAGCAUAAGCGAGGAAGAUGACUUGACAAGUGGAUCAAAUGAUGGAAGUGAAGACAAGAAAGGGAAUGGGAAUGAGGUUGAGGAAAUCAAAUAUGUGCCCAAGGAAAACGAGAGAUUUGAAGAAGAAGAAGAAACUCUUUCUGAAAAUGAAGUCUCUUCUUCAGAAGGCAGUGAAGGGGAUGCAAGAAAUGGCAAUCACCCGGGAAGUAAUGAAGAACAACACAAGAGGAAGAUCCAGGUUCAAAAAGGAAGCUUAAUGUUCUCUCCUCCAUUGCCACUAAAAAUGGAACCUUGA
Messenger RNA from Thlaspi arvense, 1566 nucleotides. The record is from the annotation of a GenBank genome assembly. Lineage: Eukaryota; Viridiplantae; Streptophyta; Magnoliopsida; Brassicales; Brassicaceae.